UCAGUUGGCGAUUGCAUGCCUUUUAUAGUAGAUCAUAUUUCAAGGGCCAACUGCUUUCUGCUUUGGCUAUAGUUGGAUAAGUCUCACUAUGGACUGCAUCUUGAAAGUUCUUUUUCUUGCUGUUUUAAGUAUCUCUGGGCAAAGCAAGCUGUUGACCGGUACAUUUUGGCAUAUCACAGACCUUCAUUGGGAUCCUACAUACAAAUUAGCACAUGGAAAUUCAGGAUCAGUAUGUGAUUCAAGUGGGAAUCGUCCAACUCCACAAGCAGGGAAAUUUGGAGACUAUCUUUGUGAUUCACCAUGGGAUCUCAUCAAUUCCUCAGUACAUGCUAUGAAGGAUAUCCUACCUGAUCCAGACUUCAUUAUUUGGACUGGAGAUGAUACACCUCAUGUUCCUAAUGAAGAUCUGGGAGAAGAGGCAGUUGUGGGAAUCAUUGGCAAUCUUACCAGCCUCAUAAAAUCACUGUUUCCUAAAACCAAGGUCUACUCAGCUCUGGGCAAUCAUGAUUACCAUCCCAAGAGUCAGUUGCCACCCACACAAAGCAACAUUUAUGAGCAAGUACAAAAGCUAUGGGAAGACUGGCUUGAUCCAGCAUCAAGGGAUACUUUUAAAAAAGGCGGAUAUUAUACAGAAAAGCUGCUAAAUCAAACCGGUCUCAGAGUUCUGGUCCUAAAUACUAAUUUGUAUUAUGACCAGAACAAAAUCACGGAAAAUAUGAAAGAUCCAGCAGACCAGUUUAAAUGGGCAGACCAAGUGCUCACAGAAGCUGCCAAAUACAAGGAAAAGGUGUACAUUGUUGGUCAUGUUCCACCGGGGUUUUUUGAGAAGAAACGACAUAAGCCAUGGUUCAGGCCUGAGUUCAAUCUACAAUAUAUAGAGCUUAUUCAGAAAUAUCAUGAUAUUAUAAUUGGCCAGUUCUUUGGUCAUCACCAUACUGACAGCUUUCGGAUGUUCUACAGUUCAGCAGGAUCUCCAAUCAGUGCAAUGUUCCUGAGUCCAGGAGUUACACCUUGGAAAACAACACUAGCAGGAGUGGAAGAUGGUGCAAAUAAUCCUGCCAUUAGGGUGUUUGAGUAUAACACCAAAACACUUUUGGUUGAGGACAUAGUGACCUACUACCUGAACUUGACCCAUGCAAACAUUGCACGUGCACGCUGGGAGAAAGAGUAUCGUCUGACUGAAGCAUUCAAAGUGCCGGAUGCCUCCCCUAUCUCCAUGAGCCAUGUGCUGGAACAAAUAGCACAUGAGAACUGCUACCUGCAGAAAUAUUAUGGAUUCAACUCCGUAAACUAUGACCUGUCAGUAUGCAACGCAGAUUGCCGUAUUGACCAUGUAUGUGCUAUGAGAGAGGUUGGCUUUGAGGCUUAUGAGCACUGUGUGGUGAAGGAGCAGGCUUCUUCUUCUAUCCCAGCAGUUCUGACUGUAAAUAUUGCACUUGCUAUAAGUCUGUGGGCCAGCUACUAAUCCUAAUGAUUGUACAUAAAUCUACUUGCUCUGCAUUGUGUAAUAUUGCUAUUAAAACUGAUCAUACUAAUAGUUUAGGAUUCAUUACAACAGGAUUUUUCUCAACACAUUCAUAUAUAUGACCAAAAUCAAUAAAUAUUUCCUUCAUAUACAA
Tachysurus vachellii is the source of this 1619-nucleotide messenger RNA. It is a transcript of the gene smpdl3b, whose product is annotated as sphingomyelin phosphodiesterase acid like 3B. Gene Ontology annotation, biological process: sphingomyelin catabolic process. The coding region runs from base 89 to 1465 and encodes 458 amino acids. The record is from RefSeq and is a predicted model, not a curated record. NCBI's taxonomy places the organism in Eukaryota, Metazoa, Chordata, Actinopteri, Siluriformes, Bagridae. The transcript has 8 exons. Gene Ontology annotation, molecular function: sphingomyelin phosphodiesterase activity.